Molecule: messenger RNA, 1138 nt
Organism: Gracilinanus agilis (Agile Gracile Mouse Opossum)
Lineage: Eukaryota; Metazoa; Chordata; Mammalia; Didelphimorphia; Didelphidae
Product: NTF2-related export protein 2-like
Exons: 4
Coding region: 125-538 (137 amino acids)
Biological process (GO): protein import into nucleus
Cellular component (GO): nuclear pore central transport channel
Source: RefSeq, a predicted model, not a curated record
GACUUUUAACUUUACCUCUUCUGUGUGGGUGUGGUGCGGAGUAAGGCCAUCUGCCCUCCCCAGUCCCCCGACCCUCGCCUCCAACUCCGAUCCGCCGAAGCUGCUCUCUCGUCUGGAAGCGGCCAUGGAUUUUAAAACGAAUGCGGAUCAAGCUUGUAGAGCUGCUGAAGAGUUUGUCAAUAUUUACUAUGACACUAUAGAUAAAAGAAGACGGGUACUGACUAGAUUGUACCUUGAUACAGCUACUUUGAUUUGGAAUGGAAACCCUAUAUCUGGACUAAAUGCUUUGACUGAAUUUUUUGAGACAUUGCCCUCCAGCGAAUUUCAGAUCAGUGUAGUAGACUGCCAGCCUGUUCAUGAACAAGCCACUCAGAGCCAAGCAACUGUCCUCGUGGUGACCUGUGGGGCAGUGAAAUUUGAUGGAAAUAAACAGCGCUAUUUCAACCAGAAUUUCCUGUUGACCGCUCAAGUCAUGCCAAAUAGCACCGUAUGGAAAAUUGCGAGUGACUGCUUCCGUUUCCAGGAUUGGUCAAGUUAGGCCUGGCCAGAAAUGGGACUCUCUCGUCCCCGGCCUAAAUGCCCCAGCAUUCUCUCUUUAAAAUGUUUGAAAUUCAUUCAUGUUCUCCUGUUGUCCAGCUCAUUUCAGAAGUGCUGUAAACCCAGAGUGCACCAGAGGUGAUAAGUCUUUUAAAAUGAUUUAAAUCUCUAGAAUAGCAACUCGUGGGGACACUCUUAAAAGUUUGUACCAUGCCUUUUAAAGACUCUGAUCCUGAAAUGCUGACUGUUUACUAUUUGUUAAAAGGGAAACUACACCAAGAUAAACUUGAUCCAUCACAAAAAUGGAAUUCUUUUUUGACAUAGUGCCCUCUCGUUACUUUAACAUCACAUCAUGGGAUAUACAGGGUUAAUACUAUACAUACCUCCUUUCAAUAAAUGGUGACAGUAGCCUUAGCCUAGGAACCAUCAAAGUCAGGACAAUCGAAACACUGCUUGUUUUUACUUGCUGGGUUUUCAUAACUACUCAGAUGUUCUGGAAAUGUAUAUUGUGAAAUGAUGUUCAAAUUGAUUUUCAAUGAAUUACAAAGUUAAUAUUAAAAACCAGAUAUAUUUGAAUAAAAGUUUGAAUGCACAAAUGUCA